Messenger RNA from Cebus imitator (Panamanian white-faced capuchin), 631 nucleotides. RefSeq names its product tubulin folding cofactor A (gene TBCA). The record is from RefSeq and is a predicted model, not a curated record. Gene Ontology annotation, biological process: post-chaperonin tubulin folding pathway; tubulin complex assembly. The transcript has 4 exons. The coding region runs from base 114 to 440 and encodes 108 amino acids. Gene Ontology annotation, cellular component: microtubule cytoskeleton; cytosol. NCBI's taxonomy places the organism in Eukaryota, Metazoa, Chordata, Mammalia, Primates, Cebidae. Gene Ontology annotation, molecular function: beta-tubulin binding.
GCCUGCGCAUGCGCGCCCGGCCGGCGGUCACGCCCCCAUAACCGCCGUGUUGGCGUUGCGUUACACGGUUACCCAGGUUCUCCGCCCCUCCUUCUCGCGGCGCUCGAGGGACCAUGGCCGAUCCUCGCGUGAGACAGAUCAAGAUCAAGACCGGCGUUGUGAAGCGGUUAGUCAAAGAAAAAGUGAUGUAUGAAAAAGAAGCAAAACAACAAGAAGAAAAGAUUGAAAAAAUGAGAGCUGAAGAUGGUGAAAAUUAUGACAUUAAAAAGCAGGUGGAGAUCCUACAAGAAUCCCGGAUGAUGAUCCCAGAUUGCCAGCGCAGGUUGGAAGCUGCAUAUUUGGAUCUUCAACAGAUAUUAGAGAAUGAAAAAGACUUGGAAGAAGCUGAGGAAUAUAAAGAAGCACGUUUAGUACUGGAUUCAAUGAAGUUAGAAGCCUGAAACUUUUCUUGUAUGGGGUGGUUUUUACAUUAAAUCCUGGGGUUCAUUUUACAAUUCAUUAUUUUUAACCACUGCUGUGUGUUAAAGUAGUAUGAGAAUGUGAUUGUUUUUCUCUGGUUACAUACAUAUUUCUUUGUCUAAUUCAAUAUGUCAAAUAAAUGAGUGUAUCUAGUAAAAUUGUUUAUUUCAUA